AUGGUCAUGUUGACAUUUAUCACUUUCCUGUCAAGCUUCAGCUGAACAGCAUCGGGUAUCAAAAACCUUCUUCAUUGACGUUCGUUCUGCCUCAAAUACCUCUCCAUGGCUGCAGUAGCGAAAAUAAGGGGCCUCACCGCUGCUCUGAACUCGAACAAUAGGUUCAAAUACAAGGCUCCAGAAGCUGCCGUAGACUUUCUCGUCGUGGGUGGAGGCGUCGGCGGUCUGGCUAUUGCAUCGCGUCUUUCAGAGCGUUUCCCGAACAAGUCAACGUACCUCGUAGAAAGACACGGACAUGCUGGAGAAGAAACAAGUUCCCGCAAUUCGGAAGUCAUUCAUGCAGGCCUGUACUACCCUCCAGAUUCUCUGAAAACACAACUAUGCCUACGUGGUCGCCACCUAUUGUAUGACCGCUGCAACAAGUACAACAUCCCUUUUCGCAAGACUGGCAAACUCGUAGUCGCUCACGAACACCAAAGACCAUACGUCGAGAGCCUCUUCCACAAAGCCAAGCAACUCGAAUGGCCAAAACAUUCCCCUCCACAUAGCUCCGACGACUACGUCCUUCCCGCACAACUCAUCAGCGGCGAACAAGCUCGUGAACUCGAACCAGACCUUGCAAACAGUAUCACAGCUGCACUGUGGAGUCCUGAGACUGGGAUUGUUGACUCGCACGCUAUGAUGGAAAGCCUCGAGAAAGAUGUAUUGGACUCGGAGAACGGCGAACUCGUGUAUUCUACGCGGGUUGUGCGCGUAGAUCCUUAUAAAUCAUCAAAGCAAUCAACAAGUUUGCCAACUGACGACGGCUGGGUAGUGCAGAUGGUGACAGGAGACGGACAGGAGGGCGACUCUCUCCUAGCAAAAACCUUGAUUAAUGCAUCUGGACUCUCUGCAAAUCUCAUUCUGAACUCCCUUCUUCCUCUCAAUUCGCGCAUUCCCAUGUACUUUGCUCGUGGCUCAUAUGCAGCUUACAGUGGUCCCGGAAUUUCACGGAUAACCCGACUCAUAUAUCCUUGCCCAGAAACAGGGAGGAAUCGCCAUGCAUUCCAGUCACUAGGCACGCACCUUACACUCGAUUUGCAAGGGAAAGUGCGGUUUGGUCCAGAUUUGGAAUGGAUAUCCCCUCCCUCUAGCGCAGAGGAGUUCGACUCAAAUGAGGAAAAUGUAGACUUCUGGAGGAAACACCUGAUACCAGAUGAAUCAAGGAUGGGGGAGAUGCACAGCGCUGUCACCGAGUAUCUCCCAGAGGUGACAUUUGAGGGUCUCAGAGCAGACUAUGUCGGCAUACGUCCGAAGCUCGUCGUUUCAGGCUUUCAAGACUUCAUGCUGCGGACAGAUUACGCAGACUCACAUAGUAAAGGGCUGAUGAUAAGUUUGUUGGGCAUCGAAAGUCCAGGACUAACGUCAAGUCUCGCCAUCGCCGAGCGUGUCGUGGAGGACAUCAUAGGAGAGCAGCUAUGAUAUAUGUUGAUUUUAUACCGUGUAUCUAUAUUCUCAAAGGACAUCACAGAACAUGGAUGUAGGUUACGAAGAAGCUUCGCCUCGUGCUCCGACUUUAGGUUCCCAAGCAUUAAU
Messenger RNA from Serpula lacrymans var. lacrymans S7.9, 1575 nucleotides. RefSeq names its product pyridine nucleotide disulfide oxidoreductase-like protein. Lineage: Eukaryota; Fungi; Basidiomycota; Agaricomycetes; Boletales; Serpulaceae. The transcript has 5 exons. Gene Ontology annotation, molecular function: (S)-2-hydroxyglutarate dehydrogenase activity; (S)-2-hydroxy-acid oxidase activity. The record is from RefSeq and is a predicted model, not a curated record. The coding region runs from base 106 to 1461 and encodes 451 amino acids. Gene Ontology annotation, cellular component: mitochondrion.